Messenger RNA from Xiphophorus couchianus (Monterrey platyfish), 4330 nucleotides. Its product is annotated as protein NLRC3-like. The record is from RefSeq and is a predicted model, not a curated record. The transcript is spliced from 10 exons. NCBI's taxonomy places the organism in Eukaryota, Metazoa, Chordata, Actinopteri, Cyprinodontiformes, Poeciliidae. The coding region runs from base 172 to 3303 and encodes 1043 amino acids. Gene Ontology annotation, molecular function: protein binding.
UCUGCUCUGACGAAACCGGAAGUAAAAGAUAAAAGCAGACGCGGACAAUAUUGCAGGUUCUUUCCGAAGCGUCGCAAUAAAGCCGAGCUGGUUCGGACUGGUUCCGAGGACAAUCACAGUCCAAAGGUGGAUGAAAGGUAACCCGAGGAACCUGAAUCUGCUGCAGCAGAAAUGGCUGAAAGGAAAAAGAGGCGGCGGUCAGAGUCGACUGACUCCCUCAAUGAGUCGCCACACAGUUCACCGCUAAGAACUGAAUCUUCAGUUGCCAGCUCUGUGUCGGUGAAGAGCGAAUCAUCCAAGUUUGAUCCACCGCUUUUUAGUCAUGAACCAGCUUCAAGUUCACAGUUGAGAAGAAUCAGGCCUUCAACUCCAAGCAAUGUGUCCAUGAAGAGCGAUAGGUCCAAGGCUGAAAUGCCUUUUUUUGCUCUUGAAACGCCUCCAAGCCAACCACUGCAGUGUUUAAAGUGCAACAAGGAUUCAGCAGACCAAAUCCAAAUGUAUUGUGGAUGCCGGUUUUGCAGAGAUUGCGCUGUCUCAGAAUCACACCAGUCUCCUUCAACAGUGGAUACAUGUUGUCCAAAAUGUGGAAAGAAACCCAAAAGAACAGAUGGAGUGGAAGACAUUUUAAAACUAAAGAAGAACCUUCAAAAAGCAAUGCAAAAUAAAUUUUCAGUCACAGGUGAAGGUAAUGGUGACCAACAAAUUUCACUGAAAAGUAUUUACACAAUUCUCUACAUCACCAUUGGUGAGAAUAAAGAUCUUUCUGAAAAACAUGAGUUUGGACACCUAAAAGGCCGUCUUCAAAAGCAGCCAUCAUCGGAUUCCUCAGUGAACCUCACUGAUAUCUUUAAACCUUUGAUGGACCAGGAGAACCCCAACAGAACAGUCAUAACUAAGGGAAUUGCGGGCAUUGGAAAAUCUUUUUCUGUGCAGAAGUUCAUCCUCGACUGGGCUGAAGAGAAAGCAAACAAAGAUGUUGAUUUUGUUUUCUGUCUUAAUUUCCGAGAGUUGAAUCUGGUUACAAGAAAGAAAAGCCUCAAUGAGUUGCUGGUAGAGUUUCAUCCAGCGCUAAAACCUCUGAAAGAUUCCUUGGCUUAUGCCAAAGCGAAGAUAAUAGUGAUCCUUGAUGGUCUGGAUGAAAGCAGACAUUCACUGGACUUUGCAGACAUGAAGACAGUGUCAUCUCUAAGGGAUGUAACAUCUGUAGGUAACCUACUCGUAAACCUCAUCAAAGGUAACCUUCUUCCUGAUGCAAACAUCUGGAUAACGUCCCGUCCAGCAGCAGCCAAUCAGAUCCCUGCAGAGCACAUCAACAUGGUGACAGAGAUAAGAGGAUUCACAGAUCCUCAGAAAGAGGAAUAUUUCAAAAGGAGAUUCAGCGAUGAUCCGAGUCUUGCUGGGAGAAUAACUCAACAUAUCCAGUCUUCACAAAGUCUUGACAUCAUGUGCCAGAUUCCAAUCUUCUGUUGGAUUUCUGCUGUUUUAUUCCAGGAGGUCUUUGGUGGAGAGCCAGACAUUGAAAUCCCUCAGACUCUGACAGAGAUGAUGGCACAGUUUGUUUUUGUUCAAACAAAACGCAGAAGCAGAAAAUAUGAAACGAAGAAUCCACACAAAGGGAAGCUUCUACAGACACACAAAGAGUUUCUUUUAAAACUUGGGAAGCUGGCAUUUAACCAGCUUCUGGAAAAUAAUUUAGUCUUUUAUGAGGAAGACCUGAGAGACAGCAAUAUCGACGCUCAAGAAGCUUCUAUCUACACUGAGUUUUGCAACACAGUUCUUAGAGAAGAAGAAAUCUUCUACCAGAGAAAAAUCCACUUCUUUGUGCAUCUGACUCUCCAAGAGUUCUUUGCAGCUCUCUUUGUCUAUGAAUGUUUUGUAACCAAGCAAACCAAACAGCUUGGGAGCUUUCUUGACUUGGAGGACAAAGAUCAUGCUUUAGUUGAUCUUGCAAAGAAGACAGUUGAAAAAGUCCUGCAGAAGAAGAAUGGUCAUUUAGAUUUUUUCUUGCGAUUCCUCCUUGGCCUCAUGGUUGAACCCAACCGAAGAGCCCUUCAGGGAAUGUUGACAUCUGUGGACCCAAACGACGAUACAGACAAGAAAGUCUUGACUUACCUGAGAUCAAUCCGAAGAAAGAACUUGUCUCCAGAUAGCUGCAUCAACAUUUUCCAGGCCAUGGUUGAGAUGAGAGAUAACAAAGUCAAAGAUGAGAUUCAAGAAUAUCUUAAAAUGGAUGGCCGUCCAAAAAAAGAGUUGACUCCCCUGCACUGCUCGGCCCUGGCCUACAUGUUGCAAGUGUCCAAGAAUGAACUUGAGGAGUUGGAUUUAAAGAGUUACAACACAACAGAUGAAGGCAGGAGGAGGCUCAUUCCAGCAGUGAGAAGCAGUAAAAAGGCAGUGUUAAAAGACUGUAAAGUGACUGUAGAGUGGAUUGACCAUCUGGUCUUUGGCCUAAAGUUCCCAUUUUCACCACUGCAAGAUCUGGACCUGAGCAACAACGAUCUGAAGGAUUCAGGUGUGAAGAUGCUGUGUGAUGGACUGUCGAGUCCUGGCUGCAAACUCAAAAUAUUGAGGUUGUCUGGUUGCCUGAUCACAGAGAAAGGAUGUGAACAUCUGGUCUCAGCGCUGAAGUCCAACCCGUCCCACCUGGUUGAACUGGACCUGAGCUACAACAAUCCAGGAGAAACAGGAAUUAAGCUGAUUUCUGAGCAACGUCAGAUCAAGAAACUACAUUUUGAUCAUCCUGGACCCCAUCGGAUGAAACCAGGAUUUAAGAAGUAUGCCUGCAGAGUCACCCUGGACUCCGUCACUGCACACAAGAAGCUGCUUCUCUCUGAAGGGAACAGAAAGGUGACCUGGGUGGAGAACGAGCAGCCUUAUCCUGACCACACAGAACGGUUUGAUCAGUGUCUGCAGGUUCUGUGUAAACAGGGCCUGCAGGAGCGCUGCUACUUUGAGCUGGAGCUGGUGGAGCCCUGCACCAUCGGCUUAACGUACAGGAGCAUCGGCAGAAAAGGAGAUGGAGAGAACUGCAAGUUGGGGCUGAAUGAUAAAUCCUGGUGCAAGAUUUGCUCAGAGGACGGUUGCUACGUUCAGCACAACAGUAACCGUGUUUUUGUCUCCGCUUUGCGCUGCUCUCGUAUUGGAGUGUAUCUGGAUUGGGAAGCUGGCAGCAUCUCUUUCUACAGAGUUUCUCAUGACAACCUCACCUGUCUCCACACCUACAAAGAUACAUUCAGCGAACCUCUCUAUCCUGCUGUUCAACUUUUUCCUCACUCUUCUGCCUUGUUUUGUCAGAUAGAAUAAGGUGUAUCAAACAGCGUGGGGAGAUGUACAUGCAGUUUUUGGUAGAAAGAGAAAAGAGCCAAAUGGUAAAUCAUGCAAACAGAAAUUACUGAGCUCAUUUUAUCGUGUGAUUAAUUAAUUUAUUGCUUUUUGCGACUGGCCUAUGUAAUGCAGAACAUAGUUGAUAAUUAAAAUGAAGUUUAGUUAUCAGGUGUUUGAACCAGCUGCGUGCAGGAUGGAUCUUUUAUUGAUUAAAAUGACUAAAUGGAAGAUUUUCUUGUAAAACUGUUUUGUCAAACCUUUUUUGACUCUCAUCCUGUCUGAGGUUUAGUUUGUGCUUUUUGAUUAAAUGUAAAAUAGUAUUAUGAUUGGUUUUUAGAACCAAUCAGGUAAACAUCAGUAAAACAGAACUUUGUUUUCUUUGUGAGUGUUUUGUAAAUAUUUUAAUUGUUCUGGUAGAUGAUGAAUCUAACAUCAAAUUAGUUUGUGUCAUGUUCUGUGUUUUCUGUGUGUUUAUUUCGAGUUUUCUGUGUCUCCAUGUUGUCCUGUUCGCCCCUCGAUUACUCCCAGUUGUUUCUCGUUCCCUAAUUACCCCGUGUGUAUUUAGUGCCACCUGUGUCUCUGCGUCCUCGUCCAUUGUGCGUUCAGUCCUUCGUGUUCCAGUCGUGUUUACAGUUGCUACCGGCGUCGAGCCCUGGCUUCUGCUCGGCCGUGCUGCCCGUUGCUUAAACGGGCAGCACUACUAUUAAUAUAGUAGAUUUUAAUAAUGAAACACACAGUGUUUCAUUAUUAAAAUCUACUAUUCAUCUUACCUGGGUCUGCUGCGUCUGCUUCACCACCAAAUCGUGACAGGUUGAUGUUAGAGUGAGACAUGUUGAUCUCACUGUAUAUUCUUGCAAUUUUAUACAAGAAGUUAACUUGUAUUAAUUUGUCUUUAUGCUAUUCUUUAUACUUCAUAAAUCUACAGUCACUAAAUGUAGUUGAGCUAUUAUCAGCUGCUCUUACAUAAUUAACCUUUACACUAGACCUUAUAACAAAAAAAAAAAAA